Gasterosteus aculeatus aculeatus (three-spined stickleback) is the source of this 2820-nucleotide messenger RNA. RefSeq names its product opsin 7, group member a (gene opn7a). Gene Ontology annotation, cellular component: membrane. NCBI's taxonomy places the organism in Eukaryota, Metazoa, Chordata, Actinopteri, Perciformes, Gasterosteidae. Gene Ontology annotation, molecular function: G protein-coupled receptor activity. The record is from RefSeq and is a predicted model, not a curated record. Gene Ontology annotation, biological process: visual perception; G protein-coupled receptor signaling pathway.
AUUAAAAUGUGGUGUGAGUGAUAUUGAAUAGGGAGGUUUGAAGGGCUGGAAAUGACACACUGCUGAAACAAUAACGACGCACAUUUAAAGAAUUCAACCCAUGUGACGCUUUGACAUGAAACACUUCUUGAACUGAAAGAAUUUCUGUUUAAAUUCCAGAAAAAAUUCCAAACGAGGUCUCAGAGAAAUGAAUCAGGGCAGGAAAUGACUGAAUCAGAGAUUGAUUGAUAUUUGGAAAUUCACAGAUUCAUGGACAUUGAAUAGAAAAAUAAAACGUUUCCAGGUUAAAGGUUCACAAGUCCAUGGUUAUGAAUUAUUAUUUUCUUUUUAAAGUGAACUAGUCUCCUUCAAACGUACCGGUGGAGGCCGGUGGUUUGGUGGGAGACGGAGCGCCGCUGGGAUCUGCAGCCGUCCUUCCCCUCUGGAUGCGACUCGCCGCCACUCUGACUGCUGCUGAGGAGAGAGAACAACUGGAGCGCUUCAAACGGGCUUCACAGGGGAUUCCAGCUGUGUGGGACCUUCGUUUGGACUGACAGGCCGUUGGAGGACGAGGAUUUAUGUACUUUGAUCGCUGACUCGCAGAGCUCAGCUUUCCGAUGUGGCCGUCAGAUGAAGCCGUUGACUUCCACUCCAACAUACCGGUGCCGGUGGACGUAACGGUGGCUGUGGUCUACUCUCUCUUUGGAGUCUGUUCUCUGGUUGGCAACAGCACGCUGCUGUACGUCUCGUACAAGAAGAGGCGCCUCCUGAAGCCCGCCGAGUUCUUCAUCAUCAACCUGGCCGUCAGUGACCUGGGCCUGACCCUGUCGCUGUACCCCAUGGCGAUAACUUCCAGCUUCUAUCACAGGUGGCUGUUUGGGAAGACCGUGUGCUCCGUAUACGCUUUUUGCGGCAUGUUGUUUGGCAUCUGCAGCCUCACCACUCUCACGCUGCUGAGCACGGUGUGCUUUGUGAAAGUAUGCUACCCGCUCUAUGGGAACAGGUUUAACUGGGCUCACGGCCGCCUGCUGGUUGGCUGCACGUGGCUCUACGCGCUGCUGUUUGCCUGCUGCCCGCUGGCCCACUGGGGGAAAUACGGACCGGAGCCGUACGGCACUGCCUGUUGCAUCGACUGGCGCCUUUCCAAUCAGCACCCUGCGGCCCGCUCCUACACCGUGGCGCUGUUCAUCUUGUGCUACAUCGUUCCGUGCUGUGUGAUUGUUGCUUCGUACGCGAGCAUUCUGGUCGCGGUGCGCGCAUCCCGCAGGAACAUGGAGCGCCACGUGUCGAGGCACACGCACAUGAGCAGCCUGCAGACUAUUAUUGUGAAGCUGAGCGUUGCUGUCUGCAUCAGUUUCUUUGCCGCAUGGAGCCCCUACGCCGCGGUGUCGAUGUGGGCGGCCUUCGGACACAUCGAGAACAUCCCUCCUCUGGCGUUCGCCUUGCCGGCCAUGUUCGCCAAGUCCUCCACCAUCUACAACCCAAUCAUCUACCUGAUGCUGAGGCCGAAUGUCCGCAGGGUGCUGUGCAGGGACCUGGCUGCUCUGUGCAACGCCUUUCUGAAGGACUGCCUCUGCCAUCGGUGCUGCUCCAAGACCGAGAUCAGUGCCGGACUUCCCUCGGUCAGCAGAAAGGACGACAGAAUCCCUCCGUCCGACGCCUGCGCUCGGCCUCCCGCGGCAGCGUUACACGGCUGUGAGAGGCGCAUGGACGCGUUUGAAUGCUUCAGACACUACCCCCAAAAGUGCAGCGUCGCUAACUUUGCUGCCCCGUGUGAGGACCAAGACGCCCCACUUCCCCCAACACAUAAGCAGAAGACUCCAGGCGUGUGCCACAGGACGUCUCUGCUGGCCGUCAUGUGUGCCAAAAGGACUUCGGAAAUAGACAACUUCCAAAUUAAUUUAGAGAUGGUUCCGGGACACGCAAAAGUGGCUUGGCCCUGAUGUUUGACCUUAAUCCGAGAUGUUCACAGAUGAUCUCUUGUGUUCUUUCGGGGAAUCUAUUUAGCAAUGCUUCUUCAGGGUUUUGGCAGAAGCAAAGAAACGUAUUUACCUUUUGUCCCCCGCUGCACUUUUUUUAUUUAAAUACAGACAGCUACAAUUUAAGAAGAAUUCAAUCCCCGAGUCUGGACUUUAGCUCUUCCAGCAACUUCAUUUUCUAUUAUUACCCGAUGUUUUACCUUAACACAUCUGGAUUUAAGGAAGUGCUUAUAAUUUACUACACGUUUAACCACAGGCACUUUAAAUCCCCUAAAAACUUGAUUUCAAAAGUAUUUCUCCACGUCCUGAAUGUUAACGAAUCUAGAAGCAACGAUGUGCUCAUCGUGUUCCAACUCACCAACUGGCUGCUAGCAUCGCCUUAAUGAAGCCGAGGGGAAGCUGACUGGGAACAGUGGGAGCAUGAGUCACUGUCUUCUGGUUGUGCAGCAGCAGCAUGCGUGUGUGUGUGUGUGUGUGUGUGUGUGGUCUCAUUAGAACAGCUGUUACAUGACGGGUAUGUGGUUCAUGAUGCUCGAUCAAUUAUCGGUGUGCACACAACGCUGCUGCAUAUUAUUGUUAAUACACUGCACGAUAUGAGUGUGUCGAACUGUUUGCAUUCUGUAUGUGUGGCAGUGUUUGUGUCUUUAGUUUGUCUGCCAAACCAUAUUGUACAUUUUCAUGUCACUACGAUGCAGAGAAAGGGAACAAAGACACAUCACACCAUCGGUCCAGUCUAAAUAUGCAGCUGUAGAUAAAUCCAUCAGAGGAGAAUCAAGUUCCGUGUAACCUGUAAUUGCUGUGCUGUGAUUCCAUUGUGUGGAUUAAACGUGAUUGUGUUGGGAUUCAGGCCUCUGGACCAGAA